UUUUAAUUGGAUUUAUUACUUUAAUUACUAUAGAGAAUUUUUUAAAAAAAUUGUGUAUAAAAAUGUUGGUAAAUAUAACUUUUAGAACUAUGGAUGAGACUACUUUUAGUUACGAUUUGGACUCUUCCAAUACGGUAAGGAAUGUUAAGUCUCUCAUUGAGGUCAGAAAUGGGAUUCCAGCAUCUCAUCAAAGGUUAAUCUUCAGAGGUCACCUGCUCAAGGAUGACCACACCCUUGAUUUUUAUAAUAUUACAAGCGGCAACACCAUACACAUUGUUUCUAAUAAUCCUCAAAACACCGCCAAUAAUACUGGAGAUAAUACUUCUAAUACUGAAAAUACUCAAAAUUAUACUCAAAACGCUCAAAAUGCAAAUACCGAAAACACGGGAACUUACACUCAAAAUACUCAAAAUAAUAAUGGUAGUUAUACCGGUGGAAUGGGAUAUGGCAUACCGAUGGGAGUAUAUAUGAGCCCAAUAUACGCUACCUUUACUGUACCUGAUACAGAUACUGGUAAUGUGGACCCAAAUAAUACUAAUACCGCAGGUGUUGAUGAUACCCCUCUCGUUAAUAAUUUGGGAACAUUUGUUUCACGGGUUUUUACAACUGCCGUUAAUUCCUUUAUUUCCAACCUAGGCACUCCAAACACUAAUACCUACACCUAUACCAACACACCCAACCCUAAUACUAACACUUAUGCAAACACUGGUACAACGAAUACUAACACAAGUGGUUACACCUUUUUUAGUACACCCAGUGGUAAUUACAGAGUUUAUACCAAUAGUAAUACGCAAAACAAUACUAAUACUAAUAACACAAACGAUAGUAAUGUUAAUACCAAUAAUACUGAUACUACUAAUGUUAAUGCUAGUGAUGUGCCAACCGCUGACAUAAAUACGGAUUCUUUGUUUCAUACUGUAUCUGAUCCUAAUGCUAGAAUGGAAGAGAUGUUAAUCAACGAAUUUGAGAAGAUUGAAAGAUUAAUAGGUGAUGUUAUCAACUCAAUCAUGCUACCCCCAAAUGGUAACUCACAUCAGAAUAUCUUGGAUUGUAAUAAUAUAGGCAACAUGCUCAAUGGGUUCUUAUCAGCUAUAGAAUCAAGAUUUUUGCAAGAAAAUACUCAAAAUUCAAGUGACUUGGUUAACAAUGGUCAUGCCGAUGAAGGGAGUUUCAUUCCAAGAUUUGAGAAUAUUUUACUUCAACUAAUUACGAAUAUUAGAUCCACACUUGGCAAUAACAGCGUGGAGAUGAGAGAAAGUUACAGAGGAUUAAUAGAAUUAUUGUUCUUACUAAUAAACUUGGUGAUUCAAAUGAUAUUACAGUUUUACUUACAACACUCAAACACAUCUUCAAAUCCCCCAAAUCAAUUUCUCACAGACUUUCAAGAUCACACCAACAAUACUAAUAGUACAAAUAACAAUAGUUCCAGUACUAAUACUGAUGACAAUACCACAAAUGGUAUAAAUAAUGAAGUAAAUAACGGUAUGGAUGAUAAUGCUGAGGAACCAAAAAAUCUUAUGAUGAAAUAUAAGACGAACCCAGAGUUUGAGAGUAAAAUGGAACAAGUAAAGAAGGUCAAAUUUUCAAAUUCUUACCAUAUGUAAUACACUAACACUACACCUAAUACUAUAUA
Molecule: messenger RNA, 1633 nt
Organism: Theileria parva strain Muguga
Lineage: Eukaryota; Apicomplexa; Aconoidasida; Piroplasmida; Theileriidae
Product: Ubiquitin family protein
Exons: 1
Coding region: 63-1604 (513 amino acids)
Cellular component (GO): BAT3 complex
Molecular function (GO): misfolded protein binding; polyubiquitin modification-dependent protein binding
Source: RefSeq, a predicted model, not a curated record